GCUACCUCUUAAAAUCCAGCACCCGAUGCACCGCCGACACUCACUCAUUCUCCACCUUAAUGGAAGACGAGAAUGUCAUUGUGAUCUCUGUGACCAAGACUGUAGCCGCAGAUUCAACUACAGCUGUUUUCAAUGUGACUUCAACAUCGAUCUCAAAUGUGCUUCUGAGAAAGGCUUCACACAUUUUAGUCACGAACAUCCACUAAUGUUCAAGAGGGGAAAUAAAGCAAACGAAUAUACCGGUCCACUAGUUGUAUGCGAUGGAUGCCAAGAUCCAAUACUCGGACCUAGUUACACAUGCAUUAGUACAUACCGACGUCGCAGAUGUUGCUUCAAUCUCCAUAAAUCAUGUGCAGAGUUACACAGGGAGAUCCAACACCCAGUGCACCGUCAACACCCACUUUCUCUCCACAAUUCAGUUCAGAAUAUCAAAGUACGUUGCUUGUGUAAUGCUUGCAACCGGCCUUGCAUCUAUCGCUACCAUUGUUCCAAAUGUGACUUCAACCUUCACCUGAAAUGUGCCUCCAAUUGGCAGAACAUUAUUGGAAAUGCCUCUCACGAGCAUCAGUUCAUUGUCCCACCCCUGGAAUUGGCUGACCUCCACAUCAACUGUCACAUUUGUGGUGACUACUGGAGUGGCAGCGCCUACUAUAUUUGUAGCAUCUGCCAGCUCUUGGUCCAUAGAGAAUGUGCUUCAUUACCACGUGACAUUAAAAUGUCCAGGCACCAACAUCACCUCAAGUUAACCUGGUUUCUUGAAGACAUAUACCCUAAGGAUGAUCAACUUUGUGGAGUCUGCAACACAACUGUUGAAAAAUCUCGUGCUGUUUAUUAUUGUCAUGAAUGUUAUGGCUAUGUUUCUCACACUACAUGCAUGAUAAUGGAGUAUUUUCGGGAGGAAGAAAACCCAAACAGGUUCUCUGGUGAUGAUGAUGAGUUUGAUGAUGCAGAGCAAAUAGAACACUUUAGUCAUCCACAUUUACUACUUGCGAAUGAUCAGCAUGAGGUGGCCAAAGAUCAGACAAUGACUUGUGAAGGUUGCAUUCGACCCAUCAAUAUUACUGAAACUUUUUACGGUUGUACCAAACAGGAACAGUCAUGCCAUUUCUUUCUCCAUGAUAUAUGUGCUCGAUUACCGACAAAGAUGUUCAUCCCACUCCUUCACACACAUGUAUUCACACUCCUUUCUCGGGCUCCUUCUUUUGACGGCGUGUUUCAAUGUUAUAUGUGUGGUAUUUUUAACCAGGGCUUUGUAUACAGUUGUCAAGAAUGUGCCUCUCCAGCAAGCGAAAAUCUUUUCUACCUUGACCUUGAGUGCAGUACUUAUUGGAGAAAUAAGACUCUUAAACACGAGUCUCAUCCUCACCAGCUCCAUCUUUAUACAGAAUGGGAGGACUUCUAUUGUAGGGGUUGUCGUUCCAAGAUCUUUUUCUGCUUUAGUUGUAAGAAAUGCAACUUUCACCUUUGUAUUUCGUGUGUUAAGUUACCUCUUACUGCUGGGCACCGAUACGAUAAUCAUCCUCUCAAGCUCACUUAUGCUAGUCCUGAACACGAGAAAGGUCAAUACUAUUGUGAAAUUUGUGAAGGGAAAAGGGAUCCAGAACAUUGGUUCUACCUGUGCAGACACUGUGACUUUGAUUGUCAUCCUCAUUGCAUUCUAGGGAGGUAUCCGCAAGUUAAACUAGGCAUCACUUACAAGCAUGAUGCUCAUGCAGAACACCAUGUCACUCUUGUUAGCAAGUGGCCCAGCCCCAUUCAAUUUGAUAAGAGAUACAUCAUUCUUCCUUGUGAGAAAUGUGGUAUGGCUUGCAAAGGAUUGGUCUUUGAAUGCAAAGUGUGCAAUAUAAACUUUCACCGAGAUGGCUUCUGUGGGAUAGAUUUGGAAAGUUUACAAUCGUCUGUUCGAAUCGAAGAGCUCAGUUAA
This is a messenger RNA of Argentina anserina (silverweed cinquefoil), 1924 nucleotides long. RefSeq lists its product as uncharacterized. The transcript has a single exon. Bases 26 to 1924 code for a protein of 632 amino acids. The record is from RefSeq and is a predicted model, not a curated record. Lineage: Eukaryota; Viridiplantae; Streptophyta; Magnoliopsida; Rosales; Rosaceae.